Drosophila obscura is the source of this 697-nucleotide messenger RNA. RefSeq lists its product as uncharacterized. Lineage: Eukaryota; Metazoa; Arthropoda; Insecta; Diptera; Drosophilidae. The record is from RefSeq and is a predicted model, not a curated record. The transcript is spliced from 2 exons. Bases 38 to 658 code for a protein of 206 amino acids.
AUAAAAUAAUCAAAAAUACCAUAAAAAGUAUAAAAAUAUGCGAAACAUAUGUAAAAAAAAAACUGCGAACAAAUUAAACGGAAAAGCGUCUCCAACGCUCUUUGUGGGCAGGUCUGAGGGACUGGAGCAUGGCUCCGCAAAGAAAAAAAUGUUGGUGCGAAAGUGCUGCAUCAGGGAUUGCAUGACAAGAUCGCCGCCCGAUAGAUUGCACUGUUUUCCCACAGAGCCGCAGUUGCGAAAAGAGUGGAUAAAGCUGUGCAGGCCUAAAGAUGGAAUAAAAUGGCACUUCAUAUGCGCCAGACACUUUCGUCCGAGUCUGCUGCCCAACAAGAACAGCAAAUUGCCAAAACAAGCCUUCCCCGAACUGAAUCUUGGCAUUGACACAAAAGAUCCUUUGGAAUGCGGCUCACAGAGUGCAAAGUGUCUCAGGGGCGAGUCUGAAGAUGUCGGAAUCGACGAGGACAACUCGAAAGGGACUGAUGGAAUUGGAAGAGAGGCUGAAUCAUGUCCAAACUGCCAGGCAACCAAAAGCCUCAGCGAAGACAUGCAGCAGCAGCUGGCUGCUGCUCGGCUUAAAAUAGAAAAACUUAAGCUUCGGCUUAAAAAUCAUGAGUACACCGAAGAGGAGGAAGAGUACAUUUUCAUGCUGAUGAAAUAAAUAGAGGAGAGAUCUCCUAUAGAGCUUAACAUACUUUUA